CGGUUUCAUUAAAUCUUUCUUUUCUCAGGAAAAAGGGAGAAAAAAUAGAGUUUAGGGUUUCAAAUUUUGAAGCGGCAACUGAAUGACAAUGGAGAGUGCAUUAGCAGAAGCCUCGGAGCUCGUACAUCAGGAGCAGCAAAUCGACCAAUACGAACGCAUUUUAUCAUAUGCUUUCUCGACAAACAACAUCGUCGAUGCCAAGAUAUUCAUUGAUCAUAUGUUAUCGGAAGUCGUUCCACCGGUCGUAUCGAGGCAGGUUUUGCAAACUUUUGCACAAAAAUUGUUGAGAUUGGAGCCAGAUACUCAAAAGGAAUUUGCUCAUUGUGAACUUGCUCAGAUUCAGCCUCGUGUCGAUUCAUUCGAAAAACAUGUAUUGUUUAUCAGAGAGAAACUUGCCGAGUUGUAUGAAUCUGAGCAGCAGUGGUCAAAAGCAGCAGAGAUGCUAAGUGGGAUUGAUUUAGAUUCUGGAAUGAGGGUUAUUGAUGACACAUUCAUAUUGUCAGAAUGUAUCCGAAUUGUUCGUCUAUAUCUUGAGGAUGAUGAUGCUGUUAAUGCUGAAGCUUUUAUUAAUAAAGCGUCAUUCUUGAUUAGCAACCGUCAGUAUGAAAUGUUGGUUUUACACUACAAGGUUGGUUAUGCAAGGAUUUUGGAUAUAAAGAGGAAGUUCCUGGAAGCAGCACUGCGGUACUAUGACAUAUCUCAAAUUGAGAAGCGAAAAAUAGGAGAUGAAAUAAUCGAUGAGGAUGAACUGGAGCAAGCUCUAUCUGCUGCGGUAACAUGUACAAUUUUAGCAGCUGCUGGUCCUCAACGCUCUCGACUUCUUUCCAUCCUGUACAACGAUAAACGAUGCUCCAAGUUAAAGAUAUAUCCGACAUUACAAAAGGUUUAUUCGGAGAGGAUUUUAAGAAAACCUGAAAUUGAUGCAUUUGCUGAAGAACUUAAACCUCAUCAGAACGCAGUGCUUGCCGACAAUUUUACUGUGCUGGACCGCGCCAUGAUAGAGCAUAAUCUUCUUAGUGCAAGCAAACUUUACACAAAUAUAAGUUUUGCUGAGUUGGGUACUUUACUGGGCAUUCCUCCCCAUAAGGCUGAAAAAAUCGCAUCAAGAAUGAUUUCUGAGGAUAAAAUAAGGGGCUCAAUUGACCAGGUGGAAGCGGUUAUACAUUUUGAAGAUGACAAGGAGGAGCUGCAACAGUGGGAUCAACAGAUAGUUGGGGUAUGUCAAGCUCUGAACGAUAUACUAGAUGGCAUGGCAAGGAAUGGUAUGGCGGUUCCUGUCUGAUCAACUCCACUUUAAUAAG
Messenger RNA from Hibiscus syriacus, 1301 nucleotides. RefSeq names its product COP9 signalosome complex subunit 4-like. The transcript is spliced from 14 exons. The record is from RefSeq and is a predicted model, not a curated record. NCBI's taxonomy places the organism in Eukaryota, Viridiplantae, Streptophyta, Magnoliopsida, Malvales, Malvaceae. Gene Ontology annotation, cellular component: COP9 signalosome; cytosol. The coding region runs from base 83 to 1282 and encodes 399 amino acids.